AUGUUCCGAGUGCACACGGAGCGCACGGAGCUGCUGCUCGAGGACUGCCGCGCCGGCGCCGGCCCGUGGCUCCGCGUGACGUCGAGCGCGUCGUCCCCCGGCGUCGACAUUGAGCCGCUGGCCGCCGCCGCGCCACUUCGCGCCGCCGCCCCGUCCGUCGCCGUGCACGCGGUCUACGGCGUCUACUCGCUGCUGAGCGGCCCGUACGUGGCCGUCGUGACGGACUCGCGCGUCGUGGGCUCGGGCCCGCACAGCGAGAAGAUCUUCUGCGUGCUGGAGCUCACGCUCGUGCCCGUGAGCGCCGCGGCCCACCAGAGCUUCUUCAAGCACGCGAGCGCCCGCGAGCGACAGGACGAGCGCGCGUACUGCCGCAUGCUCACGACCGCAGUGGCCUCGCGCACGUUCUACUUUAGCUACGACUUGGACCUGACGCUGUCGGCGCAGAAACGCGCGUCGCUGGCGCUCUCGUCGUCGGCCGCGCCGCUCUACGCGCGCGCCGAGGCGGACUUUUUCUGGAACAAGCCCGUGCUCGGCAAGUUUAUCGACCUGGAGCUCAGUGCGUGGAUCGUGCCCGUGAUCUCGGGCUUUGUCAAAGUCAUCAAGAAGUGCGACGUGAACGGCCAGCGCUGCGAUGUGCUGCUCGUGACGCGGCGCAGCUGGCGGCGCGUGGGCACGCGGUUCAACGUGCGGGGCGUGGACAAAGACGGCUGCGUGGCCAACUUUGCCGAGACGGAGAUGCUGCUGGUCAAGCCCUCGCGCGCCGUGUGCUCGUACGUGCAAGUGCGAGGCAGCAUCCCUCUCUACUGGGACCAGAUGGUCACGCUCAAGUACAUGCCGCGCACGCGGUACGCGUUCUCGGGCCACGAGAGCGUGGUCGACUGGAACGAACUGGCGUUCCGGGCCCACAUGGACAACCUCAUCCAGCGCUACGGACACAUCACGUGCGUGAACCUCAUUGACAGGGCUGGGAAGACCGCGACCGUGCGUGACCAGGCACAACUUGGCUCGGCGUUUGGCAAGUACGUCAAGAAGUACAACCAGCAGUCGAAGUCGGGCGAUGGCGUCAACGCUGUUGGAUCGCCACUGCUGCUGCCUGCUUCGCCCACGUCUCGUGUCGUGUCACCUCGUCAGCGCCGAAGCAUGUCGGUCGCCCUCCCCGGUGCACCUGGAUCCAAUGGAAGCAAUGGACUCGGGCUAGCUAACGGUGGGGGAGCUGCUGCAGAAUGUCCGGUCGGGGCGUUCAUGACCAAGAGUGACAAGAAAAAUGGAUCGUCUGGUGCUUUGACGCUGCUGGCAUCGACAUCGCUGCCUAUGAAAGAGAAUCCGCUACCACAAGUGGCUGUGCCAUCAGCACCUACGUCGAUUUCGCAGCUCUUUGCAGAGCCCAUUGCGUAUGUGUGGUUUGACUUUCACCACGAGUGUCGCAAGAUGGCAUGGCAUAACCUGGCCAAGCUCAUGACGGAGGUGGAGGAGCAGUUCCUGCAGUAUGGAUGGUUCGAGUGUGAUAGCGAGGGGCGUGUACUGUCGCGCCAGCGCGGUGUCUUUCGUGUAAACUGCAUGGACAACCUGGAUCGCACGAAUGUUGUCAUGAGUCUCUUUGCGCGACGUACGAUGCUCAUGGCGUUACAGCUGUACCCGCUCAGCACUGGUGGUGUUGACGGAGGCGACAGCGUACUGGAUUCUCCCUAUCAAAGCUUCGAGGUCGUGUUCAAGAAUGCAUGGGCUGACAAUGCAGAUUACGUGAGCAGAAUGUACGCGGGCACUGGAGCCCUCAAGACGGACUUUACGCGCACGGGACGAAGAACGAUCGCUGGCGCUUUGCAAGACGGUGCGAACUCGGUCACCCGGUAUUACCUCAACAACUACUCGGAUGGCAUUCGUCAGGACUCGUUCGACCUGCUUGUUGGAAACUUCACGCCGGACAAGCGGGACGAGUCGCCAUUCACUUUCCAGCAACAGCACAGUCUCCUGAACAUGACGAUGGAGGUCGCGCUAGCUAUGCUUGCAGUCGUUAGCGUGUCACUCAGCAUGCGCACGUACUUGCCAGUGACGACGCGAGUGCGCGACGGCAUUAUCGCAGCAUUGGCACUCUUCACCGUGACGGGAUACCUUAUCAUCAAAAAGGGCAAGUUCCGUUCUAUUGGAAGGCGGUACGUUUGCAAGCCCGCGUUCAGCUCUAGCGGCUACAUUCGCCGGAAAACUACUUAG
Messenger RNA from Hyaloperonospora brassicae, 2208 nucleotides. Lineage: Eukaryota; Oomycota; Peronosporomycetes; Peronosporales; Peronosporaceae. The record is from the annotation of a GenBank genome assembly.